Molecule: messenger RNA, 1296 nt
Organism: Hyphopichia burtonii NRRL Y-1933
Lineage: Eukaryota; Fungi; Ascomycota; Pichiomycetes; Serinales; Debaryomycetaceae
Gene: CDC11
Product: septin
Exons: 2
Coding region: 106-1296 (396 amino acids)
Biological process (GO): cytoskeleton-dependent cytokinesis; actomyosin contractile ring assembly; protein localization to bud neck
Cellular component (GO): septin complex; septin ring; microtubule cytoskeleton
Molecular function (GO): molecular adaptor activity; GTP binding; GTPase activity
Source: RefSeq, a predicted model, not a curated record
UUCUAAUGGAAACACAAUCGUAUUGAGAUUUAAGUGAGUAUUGGAAUCUAAAUUAAGUUCUGAAUUGUGAUUUGAAGUUUUUCUUUACGUUGAAAAUUGAUUAAAAUGUCCCAUCCAUAUAGUUAUUCCCAAGAUAAUGCAUCAUCAUCAGCUUUACGUAAACGUAAAACGUUGAAGAAGUCUAUUAAUUUUUCAACCAUGAUAAUUGGAGAAAGUGGAAGUGGACGUUCAACUUUGAUAAAUACUUUGUGUGGAGGAAAUUCAAUUGUACCAACAUCAAGUACAAUUAAUCAAGAUCCAUUUAGUAAAAAAUUAACUUUAAGACAUGAAAAUGUUGAAUUAGAAGAUAAUGAAGGACAUAAGAUUAGUUUAAAUAUAAUCGAUACUCCAAAUUUUGCAAAUUCGAUUAAUUGUGAUGAAGAUUUUAAAAUUAUUGUUGAUUUCAUAAGACAUCAAUAUGAUGAAGUUUUAUUAGAAGAAAGUAGAGUUAAACGUAACCCUCGUUUCAAAGAUGGUAGAAUCCAUGUUUUAUUAUAUUUAAUUAAUCCAACUAGUCAUGGAUUAUCAGAAAUUGAUGUUAAAUUCUUAUUACAUAUAAAUAAUUUAGUUAAUAUUAUUCCAGUUAUUGCAAAAGCUGAUAGUUUAACUACCGAAGAAUUAAAAUUGAAUAAGUCUUUGAUUUUAGAAGAUUUAAAUAAUUAUGGUAUUAAUUAUUACAAAUUUAAUGAAUAUGAAUAUGAACAAGAUUAUAUUGAUGAUGAAAUUAUUGAAUAUAAUAAAUAUUUGAAUUCUUUAAUUCCUUUUUCAAUUAUUGGUGCUAAUACUUAUCAAGAAAAUACUAAUGAUGAUGAAGAAGAAUUAUAUAAAUUAAGAGUUUUAAAUCCAAUUCAUUCAAAACCAAUCAACGUUGAAUUACCUGAUUAUAAUGACUUUACCAUUUUGAAAAACGUUUUAUUAAUUACUCAUUUAAAUGAAUUUAAAGAAUUAACUCAUGAUGUUAUUUAUGAAAACUAUAGAACCGAAGCUUUAUCUGGUAAACAAUUCCAUUACAUUAAUGAAAACGAUAAAGAUUCUAAUAAUGAUAAAGACGAAUCAAAUUAUCUUGAAAAAGAAGAACAAAUUAAAUUAGAAGAAGAAAGAUUGAAAAAAUUCGAAGAAAGAGUUCAUCAAGAUUUAAUAAACAAAAGGAAAGAAUUAUUAGAACGUGAAAAUGAAUUGAAAGAAAUUGAAAAAAGAUUACUCGCUGAAGGUUUGAAAUUUAAUGAAGAAGGUGAAGUUGUCAAAAUUGAUGAAUAA